GCAACGUAGCGCAAAAUACGGCUUUUGCGUUACCUGUAGAAGAUCAUAGGUAGACAUACAUGGUCAGGCAGCUGAUCCCCCAGUGAAAAAGGGCCAGUUUUUCUACGUUCAGAGUUCACAGAGAUUUACGAAUCGAAUUUACGUCCACUUAAUCCGAGGUUUUAUUUUUUACUAGUUGUGCAAUAUAAAGCUCGCCUGACUUCUAGGAGUCCCAGAAACAUCAGGUAGUCUUAUCUUAAAUGAGCUUCUGGGUAAUGAGAUAUAAAAACUCUCGAAUAAUUUACUUAAAUGAUUAGUUUUGGGCUCAUUCUGUAGGAUCCUUCGUAACUGUAUCGCAUAAAUCAGCGUUUAUCAAUAUGUAAAUUAUACAAUAUCACUCCUUGUCUUUUCUUUGUAUUCGUUGAAUACUCACUGUUCUUACUGCAUUUUUUCACGUUUUAGCAAGUUCAGGACAAGUGAAUUCAGCUUGUCACAGCACCUAUUAUUUACGAAGCUUAGUUGUCGCUUGUAUGGUUCUUAUUGUAGCCUACAACUGAGUGUACAACUGCCUAAUUUUUCUUUAAAAAAAAUUCAACGAAUACGUCAAAUCCUUCUCGGUUAAAUUAUGUCCAAACGUUUGCGACCCGCAUAGUAGCAUUAUUGCAACUGCCUUUUGUUCCUCACCGUUACUUCUAGUAUAUCCGAACAAGAACGUUUUUACAAUAACGUAUUCGUUUGCAAACUUUUUAGAAAAAACGACGGUCUGAGUAUAAAAUGCUUGUUGGAACCUACUGCAACAGAAAUAGUUCAUCAACUCAAUGAAAGUUUGUGUGGUCGAACAACUUUUGACAAGUGUAUGAUGCCUCACUCUCAGGGUUCCCGGUUUGCCAUUUAUGAUGAUUAAAUUUUUCAGAUGGGCCGUUUAUAUAGAUUUUCACUGUAAAUACUAGUCUAUAAGUACACGAAAGUUUUGAAAUUUAUUAAACUUGCCUUUCGAAAACAAUACUUUCAAAGAUUUGAUACAAUAUUUUCUAAAUCUUUAUGCUGAAUCCUUUCCCAGUGUAGACAUGAGUGUUCAAUCUUUUCAAUUAUCUGAAUUAGAGGAAAAGGCUCGUGCAAGUGCGCUCAAAAGAGUUUCUGAUCAUUUUCAAAAGCCAGAACAACUGGAUAAGAUAGAUAUUAUUAAAUCUAGAUUUCUAAAUCAAAAGACUGCCACCGAAGCCCAGUUAAAAAUGGCUCUAUAUAGCCAGUUAGACGGCAGUAAAGUCGGUUUGGAAAAACUGGAUACUGCCCUCGCUGAAUCACAAACAUGUAGGAACAGACUCAUCCAAUUGGGAUCUUCACUGUCUGGUUUGUCCGGCUUAUCACAGCAGUUGCAUGAGUUAAAAAAUCUUUCAACUAAAUACAGUCAACUUGGUGCUGCUAUGGAAAAUAUGAGUUAUCUUGUGAAGGCCCCUGAAACAUUUGAACAGGCUCGAAACUAUCUGGAGUCAGAAAAUCUCUUAGAAGGUCAUAAACUAAUGCAGGAUUUGGAAGGAAUUCGUGAUGAACUGAUGUUUGAAGUGUAUCGACAAAAGUCUAUGGAAGAUUUAGAUACAUUGCGUGCCUUUUUCCGUGAGCUUGAAAAUUUAAAUGACACGUUUAGACAUAAAAUAAUUGUUCUUGGAUCACGUUUAACUAGUGCAGUAAUUACUCACAAUCGCUUUGUUGUUAAUUGUGUACGUGUUAUUGACCGUGAAGAAAGAACUGAUGCUAAUUGGCGGAAACGAUCAGAGAAACAUGGUUUUAUGCCAGAUGGACGACCGAAACAAUGGAAAAAACUGUUAUUUGACAGUAUAUUUAAUACUAUAAAAAAUAAGGUGUUUGGAAGCGCGCUAGACAAUGAAAAUGAUAAAAAUAAAUUAGUUCGACACAAUGAAGCCAUUAGACAGCAUACGCUAGCAGAUUUGAAAAUAGCAAAAAAUAUAUGCCCAACAUAUUUUCCAGCAGAUUAUGCUAUAUUUGAUCGAUUUGUUGAAAUGUAUCAUGAAGCUAUCGGAAUGCAUGUUGAAAGUUUAGUACUUGAGGGUCUAUCUGAUACAGAGAUUGUACAACUACUAGGUUGGAUAAAUUCCUAUCAUACUGAAGAAUUCAUGAAAAAUCCUUUCAUGAAUAUUGACUUUAAUCGAUUGAAUUUAAGACAUCCAAUUAAUUUGUUACCUGAUGAAAAAUUAAAUUCACUUCGAAAGCAGUAAGUUU
Molecule: messenger RNA, 2217 nt
Organism: Schistosoma margrebowiei
Lineage: Eukaryota; Metazoa; Platyhelminthes; Trematoda; Strigeidida; Schistosomatidae
Source: the annotation of a GenBank genome assembly